CAAACCACACCUCAAUGCCAACUUCGCCUUCGUAAAACAUGGAAAAUCACAUAAGGUCAUUCAUGCGGGUCAUUCGCAAGAUUGACGACGCAGACGAGCUCAUCCAAUCGUUCUUAGCAUCCGAGGAAAUCAUACCCUCUCAGAAUGAUGCCUCGCCGUCACUCACUCCCCAUGAUCAGAAGCGUUUGCUCGACUUUCCAGAUGCCGAAACUCAAGCAGCGAACAUUGCCAAAUCGACUGAGCUGUCCAAAGAGAAUAUGCUUGAGCGCGCUGUCGAGUCACCCUCGCAGCUGACCGCCGCAGAGGUCUCCCUACUCAAGAACCGCUACUGGAUGGAUAUCUCGCCAGGCGAGGAACGUGAAGUCUCACGGGCAGCCGGGCUGAUCAUGGAACCCAACAGAGUCUCAGAAAAGGAGUAUGAACAAGCCCGAAACCGUCUCAGGGCAGUGCGUCAUAUGCUCUAUGCAGACAAUGAAGAGAAAGCCAUCGAUAAUGCCAUCAUAGAGCACUGGCGGCGCGAAAAUGAAGCAUGGAAAGCGAGACAGAGGCAGGAGACUGAAAAUACCUUGUCCAAGGCGCACCCGUGGGUGAGACGUCUGUGGGAGGAGGACAAGGGGGAGAAGGUCUGGGGGUACGGCAUCUUCAUCGACCCUAAGGCGUUCGCCAAUGACGACGAGGCCGAGAGGUACAUGGCUCGGAGGGAUGGUGUUCUGUUCCACGGCCGCGGCGCGGUUGGGGCGGGAAGCAGUGCCAUCAACAAUAAGUGGAGGUUGCAGAAGCUUGAGUGGCCCAACGAUAGUGCUGCAGAUGACAGCAAGGAGAUGGACGCCAGACAAGCUGUUGGUCGAGGCGACGAGGAAGAAGAUAACAGUGGACUGGCAAUCGACGAGAACCAGAGAGAUGGAAGAGAGGACGAAGAGAGACUCGCCAAGUUCCGCAUCUUGCGUACAAGGUUCAAGUCUCUCCGAGACAGAUGCCUGGGGAGUCAAACACAGAAAGGCAACAUCUCCGGCGCAUCGAUGCAAUCAGAAACCAAUGGUUUGGAAGACGGUAUUCUGCAAAACGUCUUUCUGAUGGUAGACAAGCCAGGCGUCGAAUCGGUUGUUGGUGCGCAUGGGCUCGUUGACGACAUGUGGAUUUGGGCUAUUGACCCCGACUACGACGAUGCGGACGAGUUGCCUACCACAAUCGAUGAAUCACGGCCUUCGGAGACGCCCGAAAGAUACAGAGGGUUUAUGCGGGUACGGCUACAACAGGUUGUCAAUAACUUCUUCGAUGUGCGGCGCUUUCACGAGAGAAAGUACUCGAUGAAGGAACUCUGGGAAGCCGCUCAGAAGAGCAAGCAAAAAGCCUUCGUGUCGGUCCGCGAUUCUGAAGCUCGGAGUUGGAGUAUUGAUCGUUUCGUGGGGAAUGCCAUGAGAACGCAACCUCCGCGUAUUGUGUACGGAACUAUGCCAGCGACUUCCCCCGAAACGUUGGUUCGCAAAUAGAUCCAGAGUUGUCACUGAAGUUUAGAAGCUUUCCACUGAAGACUAGGGCAGACACUGGUCCAGGCAAUUGACUCGAGUUUCUCUGUAAUGGUUCGGAUUCUUGGCGUACUGAAGCCAG
Colletotrichum acutatum is the source of this 1608-nucleotide messenger RNA. RefSeq lists its product as uncharacterized. The record is from RefSeq and is a predicted model, not a curated record. Lineage: Eukaryota; Fungi; Ascomycota; Sordariomycetes; Glomerellales; Glomerellaceae. The transcript has a single exon. The coding region runs from base 39 to 1490 and encodes 483 amino acids.